UUUCCCCUUUUUUCUUCUUCUUUCUCCUUCUUUUUCUUUUGUUGAUUUGUCUGAAGAAGAAGGAGGUGUGUUAAUGUGUAUUAGAGAUUGACAGUGAAGCGAGUCUACUUUUUCUUUGUCUGCUUCUCUUCUCUGUCGCUUUUUCUUCAUUAUUUUUUACAUCCCACAUUCCGCAAUUUUGUCUUUAAUUUCAAACGUAACCCCCCAAUUUCCCCAUUCGUUAUCGCUUGUUUGCUUUAAAGCAAAAUCCAUCCUCUUCAACCUCUAAUCUCCGUGGGUUUUUGCUUAGACCCUUUUGAAAUCCUUCCAUUUCACCAUGGCGGACGAACCCCAACUAGCAGAUUUUCAAGCUUUUCUCUCAGAUGGGGUUUCGUUUUCUUCAGUUUUCUUUCUGAUUUGUUCGUUCGGGAGUGGAUUUUGAAGCAUUUCUGAGAUGGGUUUUGUUGUUUGUCUUUGAUCAUCGCUGAUUUAAACCCAUUUGCCUUCUCUCUGUCUCACAUUCCUCUGUUGCUUCUCUUUCUAUUUUCUUAGUCGUUUUAGUUUGAAGCUCCUAACUCGGAAAAUGAGGGAUUUCCCAUCUUGUUUUGGAGAAAAUGGUGUACAAGUUGCUGAUUUCUCUUCUUCAAAUAAUGGUAAGACUGCUCAAAACCUUGUCACUUGUGUUUAUCAAUGUCGAUUACGAGGGCGUUCUUGUCUGAUUAGUGUUACUUGGAGUAAAAAUCUGAUGGGUCAAGGGCUAAGUGUUGGCAUUGAUGAUUCUUCAAAUCAUUGUCUCUGUAAGGUUGAUAUUAAGCCAUGGUUGUUCUCUAAAAGAAGAGGGUCUAAAAGUUUAGAAGCUUAUUCUUGUAAAAUUGACAUUUAUUGGGACCUUUCUUCUGCAAAAUUUGUAUCUGGGCCUGAACCUCUGGAGGGUUAUUAUGUGGGAAUUGUAGUGGAUAAGCAAAUGGUUCUUCUUCUUGGGGAUUUAAGAAAAGAAGCUUUCAAAAAGUCCAAUUCCUCCCCUGUGCCUUCUUCUGCUGUCUUCAUUUCCAAGAAGGAGCACAUUUUUGGGAAGAAGGUAUUCUGUUCCAAAGCUCAGUUUUGUGACAAUGGUCAGAUUCAUGAUAUUGCUAUCGAGUGUGAUACAAAUGGCAUCAGCGAACCGUGCCUGAUUCUACGAGUCGAUUCGAAGAUGGUGUUGCAGGUGAAGAGGCUGCAAUGGAAGUUCCGAGGGAAUCACACCAUCUUGGUUGAAGGGCUUGCAGUGGAAGUGUUUUGGGAUGUUCAUAGUUGGCUGUUUAGUUCAUCACCAGGAAAUGCUGUUUUUAUGUUCAAAACAUGUUUGUCUGCUGAAAAGUUGUGGGGAAAUCAACCAGUUUGUGAUCCUAAUGCCUUGUCCUGGUCUUUCUCUCAGAGAUUUUCAGACAGCAAAUCACAAGGUCUUGGUUUCUCACUGAUGUUAUAUGCCUGGAAGAAUGAAUAGAGUGGUUUGCAGAUUAUUCUUUUCUAAUUUUUAACAAGAAAAAGAAACUCUUAGCGAGUGAGAGAUUUUUAUUAUCCCUUUCCGCUUCGAAUACAUUCAAUCCGAUAAAUGAUCGUCAAUUGUCUCCUCUUCCCUUUUCCCACCUUCUUGAGUAAACUGAGGCAUUUGAUUAUAUGAGAGAGGAUUUUGUUAUAGUUGGUUGUACAUUCUUUCAUCCAGUGUUUUAUGCUUUGUUUGAACUUUAUAUUAUUGUUGUCAAGUACAUAUCUAAUAUAUGAUCACUUAUUUUAGCUUCUUGCUAUUGAAUUUGAUCUUCCCAAAUCAUUACUUCUUAGAUUUUCUCGGUCGAUAUAACCCAAGUCCCCCUUGAUCACUCAUAAACUUUGUUUCCACAGUUGAAAUUUUAGAAAAGGAAAACAACCAGCUUCAACAUUCAACUUUCUGUGCUAACAUCGUUUGCUUUGCUGCUUUCAACGAUUUCUUGGGCUUUUUCUUUUCUUUCUUUUGUUGUAGGAGCUUCUGCUGGCGCAGAUAAGCAAGGACUUGCAGUUUGGUUAGUCAUGCCAACUGUUGUAAUUUAUGCUUGCUUGUUCAGUGUGUUUAGGUUCACAACUUUUAUAGCCAUGGAUGACCUCCAGAAAUCCAUGAUUUUGUUGAAAGGUUGUACUUUCUCUGGAAAGUCCAUCACCACACAAAUCAUCACAUCGAAUACGGUUUUUCGUGGAUUGCUCGAUGUAACUUUCUAUAACUUUAGACUUGAUCCUUUUGCCAGUUCUUUGGGUUCUCUUCGUCCACAAGUCUCAGCCUUCCAUGAUGAAGCUGCCAUCCGUUUCCGCUUGUGACCCAUCUUUUCAACUGCCAGCUUGCUGUGCAUAUUUUAAGCUCGUCGAUUGAAGUUUCCACAUUGUUAAGUACUUGGGCAAUUCAUCCUUCCUUGUAAGUAUUUUACGCAUAGUAUUAUUACUCUUGUGAAGAAAUUAUGCUCUAACAGCAGUUCAAACUUUUUAAGUUUACCAGCGAUCACUUAAUAUAGUAUCGGAGCAAGAACUCUCGGCUUCAAACCUCUAGGACAUCGUGAUUAGUCCACACAUGUAGGAGAGGUUGAAAGAUAUGCUCAUAAGAUCUUUGUUUAGUGGUAGUCUAACACAUUCUACUGAUUCUUUUUCCCUGCACUUUGGUGUUAAGGGGUUUUUUUGGUUGCUACACCAACACGGUUUCACCCAGUUUAGGAUAAACAGCUCUAAACUCUAUUUUAAAACAACCAUUAUACUUGUUGAAACCUGCAAGCUCGGGUUUCUCGUUUGAUUCGAAUGGGGUCGAAUGUUCAAGGGUACAUUGUAUCUAUGAGUGGUAAUGGAAUACCGGAUAUCUUUAGCUGAACGAUUCAAAAA
Molecule: messenger RNA, 2853 nt
Organism: Benincasa hispida (wax gourd)
Lineage: Eukaryota; Viridiplantae; Streptophyta; Magnoliopsida; Cucurbitales; Cucurbitaceae
Source: RefSeq, a predicted model, not a curated record